CUGCCUUUGAGGCAGCGGAUCUAGCAUCAGGAUAAACCGAAUACCGAUAGGAUCACCACAUCAUCUACUAAUCGAGUGGAGUCCCCAAGGACAUCAGCAGCAGCACAGGAAGCGAUCCUCCGAAGGUCCUCCUAUGUUCCUACAACAGGGAGGGGGUGGGAAGGGAACCAGACCACAGUCGACACACCAGCAGAACCACAACCACCAAGCCCAGCACCACCAGACGGCGCACUCGCACCACCAUCACCUCCAGCAGCAGCAGCAACAGCAACAGGCAGUUCAACAACAGCAGCAGCAGGUGCGGAGUAGUAUCCUGCACCAGCAGCAACAACAGGAGCAGCAGGCAACCCACGCACUGUUUGUCCCGAACCACAGCGGCCUACACCACCACCAGCAGCAACAGUUGCUGCAACAGCAGCAACACCAGCAGCAGCAGCAGCAUCACCACCUCCAGCAACACAUCCAGCAGCAGCAACAACAACAACAGCAGCAGCAGGUGCAAGCACAGGCCCAGGCUCAGGCCCAGGCCCAAGCGCACCACCAGCCGGUCAUCUUCUACCCGCAGCCGACCUACGCUGCCCACUCCGCGUCGACAAGCAACAAUGCCAGUGGCGGCGGCGGCGCUACCCUCCAACUGAGCGCCGCCGCCAGCAACAACUCGUUGGGACAUCCUCAACCACAUAGCCACCAUGGUGGAGCCAAUGGCGUGGCUCCUGGCGCGAACCUAACCCGUGCGUUAAGCAACCCAACCUUGCCACCCCAUUUUCCGCCGUCAGCUGGUCUGAAUGCGGGUGGUGCGGGGGCCACCUACAUCUCGGCAACCUAUAUACCCUAUAACCCGAAUGGACAGCUCAUGGGCAUGCAGUCGGCGGUGGCCUUUCCCACAAACGGAGCGGCCGGAGCUCCAGGAACCGCCUUCUUUGCGACAGCCCAACCUCAGCCGCAACAGAAACUGCCGCCGAGUGGCCAACAACAAGUACCUGGCGGGGCAGUUGGAGCUGGUCAGGCGCCAGCGAUUACCUACUAUAUGACCACGGCACAGAAUAGCGCCGGUAACAAUGUGGCAAGUGGUGGAAACUCUCACAGAGGCAACAUUCGAGGCGGCCAAAGGGCUGCGGCCACCGCCCCGCACCCCAACUACUAUACCACAUACACCGUAGGUCAGCCAAAUGCCCCACGUCCCGCUCCGGCAACGGUGGCUCCAAUGAUUAACUCGCGCAACGGGACGCUGAACGGAGCGGCGGCCUUCCACAUUCAGCCCAACUUCAUUCCGGGAAUUACUUUGGGACCACCAGCCGGGAUGACGGCUGCUCCCAUACUAACUUCUGCGGGAAUGGCUGCUCCGCCUCCUCAAACGCCGGGGGGUUUGCAUACUUAUGCGGCGCACUUGCAGAGCAGCAGCACCACAGCGUUGCCCAGUGUGCCGAGUGUGGGUGGAGUGCCGCCGGUGGCCACUGGAUUCUCAACCACUUCAUUGCCCACUCCGCCAGUGGUAUCCGCCCAACAACUGGGAGCCAACAACGACAAAAUCAGCCAGCGUAAAUACGCCAUUCCCAUCAUCCAUCCGGACACCAAAGAGGACGUGUUGAAUCCAAAAAGCUCGGUGUUCAUCAAGAAGGACUCGAACUCGACGCUGACACCAAGCACGGCACAGGAUUCUGAUAGCACCAUGUGCCUUUUCCAGGCACCCAUUCUCAUGGACUCCGCCUCGGCAUCGUCCCUUUUGUCUGGGGUCAUGGUGGAUCAGCAGAUGCAGACUGUGAAGUCGGCGUCUUGUCUUGGCCAGUCCAUCUCCUCGGAGAAGUGUCCUGGGUUAGUGUUUGGCGAAGAUGUGGCCGUUCCGGAUGCCGGACAGUCACCUUCACCCGGGGCCACGGAUAAGGAUCAGAUCAGUGUUAUUGUCAAGGAUAUACUACUGGCCCACUCGGGCAACACCGAAGAGCACCUUAGUUUCUUGCAAUACAGCGACGUGGACAAUGUCACGGAGACGCAUGAUAGCCUGCCACUGGUACACUCAGAGUUAAAUCUGCCCGAAGUCAUCGACGCGGGCCAGCAGCCCGUCCUGUUCCAAGAGCAAGCCAAAAAGCAGCGCCCCAAAUCGGCCAACAAGCAAAGCACCGCCACGCCGACAUCCAUAGCGAAUGACGUGGCCGAGGCAGCGGCCAGCGGAUGCCCAGGCAUCUCCAUUUUGUCCAGAAGCCAGCCGAUGCUGACACCAGCAGUACACUCGACACCGCCGCCAGCCUCACGUGUCGCCCAGCAGAAGCCAAGCAAGUCGAUAGCUACCACAGCUGUUCCGGCGCCGUCCAAGCCAGCAGCGAGCUCGCCCAACAGGAAGUCGGGUGUUCCGCCCGCCACCUCGACCACAACUAGUUCGGGGGCCUCUUCGUCGGCAGCCUCCACGCCGACACACACAUCUAGACAGCCGCAGCGGCAGCAGCCAGUCAAUCUCCUGCAGCAGGGGAAGCAGAUCCCAGGAAAACUCUCAGCUGCAGCAUCACCGGCUGCCUCCCGCAUCUCGGCCGCCGUCACCCUGCUUGCCGGCAACACCGCUGCUACCAAUAACACCAACAAGUCGACUAAAAAGCAGCACAAGGCCCAGAAACGAGCGAAGGAGCUGGAGAAAAAAAAACAGAAGUCCUCGAUAACAACCACCACAAGCAGCCAGGGGCAGAACCAGAACAACAAUGGCAAGGGCAAUGGCAACGGCGCGCCAGAGAUCAACUCAAACAACAACGCGGUUACCACAACAUCAACAACCACGGUAGCGGCAACAACCAAACAAGGAACGACUGUAUUCGACGACAAGGCGACGGCGCAACCGACGACUGAUAAGCUUAGUGCAACUAGUAAUAAUCCUAACGUAAGUUCUACUCUAAGAGACAACCCCUUGCUCAAUCCCAAGGAGCACUUGACGAGCAACAACAACAACAAUGACGAGGAUGACAUGGAUGUGGAAGCCAACAGCGAUCCUGAAUCUGACAGCAAAGAGGAUAGCAACAGCAUGGCAAAUAAUCCAGAAGUCAAAUUAGAAAAGCACUUGGCCAACGAUGAGAUUGUAGCCAAGUUCCUGCAGAAGGGCAGCCCCAACACAUCCGCCGCUCCCUCAGAGACCCAACAGCUGCAGUUCCUCAACAGCAGCAGCUCAGUGUGCGAAGAUGAUGAGCCAGUUCCAGUGGGUGCUGGUGGCGUGGGAAAGGUCGAGGAGAAUGCUGUGGUUGAACUCAAGUUUGGGGAUUUCCAUGAGGAGACGCGCCACGAAACAGGUUUCAUAUGCAGCUCCACAUGGUCAAGUUCGACGAUCAGCAAGGCAGCAGAGGAUGAAUCCUCGAUAAGCAGUCGAAGCGCGGAUAAUGUGGACUGCGCUCCCAAGGUUAAUGCACAGAUUUCCAGAGAGAAGAGCGCUGGCAGUAAAAAGGGCUCUCCACUACAUCAGGCAGUCGGAAAAGGUCCGGGAUCACCAAAAGCCAGUCAGCAGAAAAUAGCGCAGUCAAAAAGUCCCAGCCAGAGUCCCGGUCCCAGUCCUCAGGUCCCUAAAAACUUUCGCUACAGCAUCGAAACCUUGCGUGAGCUGUCCAAGCGUAGCGACUCGCGCAAGCCACCCAUGGUGCCCUGCCAGAAGGGCGACUGUAUCUCGCAGCUGUUUGUCUCCCGCCAGCAGCAACCUCAGCAGCACCAUGGCCAUGGUCACGGCCAGCACAUCCAACAGUACCAGCACAUGAACUUCAACGAGUCGAUGGACUAUGUGCCCGGAAAGCGCGGGCGUGGUCAUGGGCCUAACAAGAAGCAUCACGACGGACAUCAGCAGAUGGGCGGGUCCGUUAGCAUGGGCAACAUGGGUGGUGGCGGAGGUGGUGGAUCCAACUCAAAUCAGCGCCACAUGGACAUCAUCCGGGUGCAGUUGUCGCUUAAGGAGGAGAUCAAGCUGUCUGAGUGCGAGAACGCCUGGCAGCCGGGUACCCUGCGCCGUGUUUCCAUGGCCAGUGGUCAGGAUGAAGACGACGACGUCGAGGGCGUGCUGAAGAAGGUGCGCGGUAUUCUCAACAAACUUACGCCCGAUAACUUCGAGGUCCUUCUCAAGGAGAUGUCCAGCAUUAAAAUGGACAAUGAAGCCAAAAUGACAAACGUCAUGCUGCUGAUCUUUGAGAAGACUAUUAGUGAGCCGAACUUUGCGCCCACAUAUGCCCGCUUCUGCAAGGUGCUUUUCCACGAAAUCAAGGCCGAAAACAAGUCACUCUUCACCAGCUCGCUAAUUACACGCAUUCAACACGAAUUUGAGUCGAAUGUGAACGAUGCCAAUGCGAAGGCCAAAAAGCUGCAGCCGACAAUGGAUCGUAUCAGCCAGAGCACGGACCCGGCAAGGAAAGCAGAGUUGCGUGCUGAGAUGGAGGAUCUGGAGUACCAGUUCCGUCGCCGUGCUUGGGGCACUGUUCGUUUCAUUGGCGAGCUCUUCAAGCUCCAGUCGCUAACCAGCGAUCGAGUGCUCAACUGUGUGGAGUCCCUGCUUGAGCACGGAUGCGAGGAAAAGCUGGAGUAUAUGUGUAAACUGCUGACCACUGUGGGUCAUUUGCUGGAGGCCAGCCAACCCGAGCAGUAUCAGUUGAGGGAUCGCAUUGAAAAGAUCUUCCGCCGCAUUCAGGAUAUUAUUAACCGUUCUCGAGGAACGGGCCACCGCCAACAGGCGCAUAUCAAGAUAAGUAGUCGGGUGCGGUUCAUGAUGCAGGAUGUGCUUGAUCUGAGGUUGCGCAACUGGGAUCAGCCGGUCACCCAACAACCUGGUCAGCAAACCGGACGCGGACAGCGCCACAAGCAGCACGACGAUCCCAAGGAUCAGUCGCACCACAGCAGUGGCGGGGGAGGCGGUGGCGGUGGUCGUGGAGGCGGCAUGAACCAACACCAGCAGCCGAUUCACCACCAGCAGCAAAAGCACCACCACCAGCACAGUCACGACGGCGGAAACUAUUUUAUGCAAAAGAUGCCCAACAAACAGCACCAGGAGAACCAGACCCUCAGCAUUGAUCCGAACAAGCUGCGAUUCAGCAGCAGCAGUGCUAGCGACGAUUCACCCGCCAAGCUGGGCAACUCAUCGAACUACCAGUGGCGCAAUGCGGGCAACCGUCCGGUCAGCUCGACGCCCGCAAACUCAUCCAGUGUGCCACCGCCGACGUCCUUGCUAAAACGUCCGGGCCAAAACUACAGAUUCUCGCCGUACCAGCAGCCACCGCCCUUGGGAACAUCCUUGCCCCCAGCCAGUGGAAACAGAAGCCAUGUGGAACACCCAGCAGAUGCCGGCUUCGAUGGCAAGCAAUGCCAAGAGCUCAUUACCAAACUAGUUGAGGAGGCUCUCAACGCGCGUGACUGGCAACCGGAGGUGCUGACCAUUUGGCGCUCGCACAACGGCACGCAACAAUCCAAGAUUCUCCACUAUCUGCUGAUGGACUACCUCCAUAGGGGCACGGUAAAGCGCCAGCAGCGUCAGGCCUGUGCCAACGUCUUUGCUUACCUAAUGGGCAAGGAUGCUGUGGACAAGGAGAUCUUCGGACAAGCGUACUCCAAGUUUGGCGACGACUUCCCUGAUCUGCUGGUGGACGUGCCCAACGGCUGGGGCUAUGUGUUUGAAUUCCUGGGUCCGAUCAUCCAUUCGGGACAGUUGGACCUGAAGGAUGUGUGGCAGCGGCGCUGGCUUGAGAGUCCGAUAUUUACGGAGCGCUUUGUUUACGCCUUCGUCAGUUUUUUCGUGCAGGAAUUUGGAGCCGCCUAUGCCCGCAAGCUGUGGCACAACGACUACAAACUGGACCGAGGACAGUUAUUCUGGAACGAUGUGCGCAAGUAUCGAGAAUUUGUGCAGUCAAACAGCUUUUACUUUCUGGACAACGGACCCGGCCAGGGACAGGGACAUGGCAAAGGGAAAGCGCCCACAACACCACGAUCACCGGUGGAGCAUGUGGAGCGGAUUAGAUACCUGCUGGCACUGUCCUGCGACAUGGCCAUCGACUACAUAAACACCAACGUAGCCAUCAACGACAAAUUUGUGAGGCAGCUCACUAGAUUCCUGUGCUGUGAUUUCGCGCUGACUGUGAUGACAAAUACCCACAACAACAACAAGAGCGGAGGCAACGCAAGGCCGUUGCAGCUAAACACGGAGAGCUUCCGCAGCCGGUGCACACCACUGCUGCGACUUUGCAUCGACGCCCAGGAGGCGCUGGAGAUCGCUUGCAUUGACGAGGCCGUCGACUCGCUGCAGCAGCACUUCAUGGCCGAGUUCGAAGAUGAGAUGGCCGCGGGCGAGACCAUCUGCAGUACGUUCAGUGUACUGUACGAGAGCGAGGUGAUCCCCAAGGAAUCGUUUGACAAGUGGUACAAGUUAGAGAUCGCGCACUCGUCUGCCUACCGACGUCCGUUUAUCGACAAACUGCGUGGCUUUAUCGAGGAGAUGUAGAUAAAGCUCGAUGAUAAAAACCAGCAACCAUCUGAUUGAAACCAAACCAAACACCACAACGAAGCAAACUACCAACUGAAGCAUGCAGCAACAUCGUUUGAAACCCAUCCUCAGACUAGGCGCGGUCGUAGGAGUCCAGUCAUAAACACAACUCAAACGAUCAGUCUAAAAUGUUGCUUGUAAAUCUUGCAACCCACAUUGGGUGACAUAACACACCCUAACACACUUGCAUGUUGUACGAUGAAUAGAUCUGUCAAAACGAAAAUUUCUUGUUUUUCAACACAGAUUUCCUUUGCAAACCAAACCCUUCAAGACACAUUAUCCAUUUUAUUUGUAUCACAACACGUUCCUUAAAACAAAGCUAAGAUGAUUCCCUUUCUAUGACUUGGUCAUAAUUCAAAGCAAAGAUAAACAUAUUUACACAUUAACCGUAUUAAAUAAAUAAAAAGAAAAAAAAAUUGACAAACUA
Molecule: messenger RNA, 6908 nt
Organism: Drosophila rhopaloa
Lineage: Eukaryota; Metazoa; Arthropoda; Insecta; Diptera; Drosophilidae
Gene: eIF4G2
Product: eukaryotic translation initiation factor 4G
Cellular component (GO): eukaryotic translation initiation factor 4F complex
Molecular function (GO): translation initiation factor activity; protein binding; mRNA binding
Source: RefSeq, a predicted model, not a curated record